Messenger RNA from Bombus pyrosoma, 4115 nucleotides. RefSeq names its product polycomb protein Scm (gene Scm). Gene Ontology annotation, molecular function: zinc ion binding; protein binding. Gene Ontology annotation, biological process: regulation of DNA-templated transcription. The record is from RefSeq and is a predicted model, not a curated record. The transcript is spliced from 8 exons. Gene Ontology annotation, cellular component: nucleus. The coding region runs from base 401 to 2572 and encodes 723 amino acids. Lineage: Eukaryota; Metazoa; Arthropoda; Insecta; Hymenoptera; Apidae.
UUAUAGCUUGUAUAAUUAUGGUAUUGAUAUUCAUGUAAUGAAUCCUUUCUAUUACCUUUUUAUCUACGGAUUGCGCGGCCAAAUCAAAGCAAUAUGGCGGCUUGACAUAAUAACUUUUGAUACGGAAUAUAUUAUUUUGAUUGUAACGAAAUAAUCAUCACAGAAUCCGAUAAAAUUUUGAUUUAUGUGAAGGUGUAUGAGAAACUAUCUGGUGAUACAUAGGUUUGACCGUAACCUGUUUGCUAAUAGAAUAAAAGUGUAACUUUUUUCUGUUUAAAACUAGAUGUGCUUCCAAGAUUUAUUUUAUUAAUGGAUGCAAAGAUGUCCUUAAUUAUUAAAUUAAAGUAGUAAUGUUAUGCAAUAAGUUUUAGUAUCAAAUACUGUUUUUCUAUGAAGAAUUAUGUCGUCUACACAAACCAAAAUGCGAGGUCCUGGAAGACCACCAAAAUCAAAAAACUCCUGUACAUGGUGCGGGGAAACUAAGCAGCCUUUGAAAUAUGUUCUUCCAACGCAACAUGGAAAGAAAGAAUUCUGUUCAGAAACUUGUUUAUCAGAAUUUCGCAAGGCUUAUAUACGAGGUGCUUGCGUUCAAUGCGACAAUGUUAUCAGAGGUACACCAGUGAGAUUAGAGCAAAAGGAUGGGCCUACAAAAGACUUUUGCUCCCCAUUUUGCUUAAAUAAACAUCAAAAGAAGGAAGGACAAACAGAUAUAAAGAAAAAUAAUAGGGACCAGUCAUCUCCUGCACCAUCCCUUGCACCAUCGGGAUUAAUAAGUGGAAAUAAUAUUCCUUCUACAACUCAAUCAUUUACAAAUACAAGCCAUACAAAUAUAUCUCAUUCCCCAUCAACCUCUACUGGUCCAUUUCAGUAUGAAACGUAUCAAACUUUUGAUUGGGAUCUUUACUUAAAAGAAACAAACAGCCAAGCUGCACCUAUAGAAUGUUUCAAACAGCAUGAGAUUCCAUCAACUAAUGAAUUCAAAAUGGGUAUGAAGUUAGAGGCUCUUGAUCCUCGUAAUUUAACAUCAACAUGUAUCGCGACUGUAGUUGGAGUUCUUGGUCCUCGUCUUAGACUUAGGUUGGAUGGUUCAGAUAAUAAAAAUGAUUUUUGGCGUUUAGUCGACAGUAAUGAAAUUAAUCCAAUUGGUCAUUGUGAAAAAUCUGGUGGCAUGUUGCAACCACCAUUGGGCUUCCGAAUGAAUGCUUCCAGUUGGCCAAUGUUUCUUCUGAAAACAUUGAAUGGUGCUGAAAUGGCACCUGCAAAAGUAUUUAAACGCGAGCCAAAAACACCGCGUUCUAAUAUGUUUGAAAUUGGACAUAAAUUGGAAGCCAUAGAUAAAAAGAAUCCACAACUUAUUUGCACAGCAACUGUUGGUGCAGUUAAAGAAGAUAUGAUUCAUAUUACAUUUGAUGGCUGGCGGGGAGCGUUUGAUUAUUGGUGUCGUUUUGACUCUAGAGAUAUAUUCCCUGCUGGUUGGUGUUUUAAAAGUGGUCAUCCAUUACAGCCACCUAGACAGAAAUCAACAGGGCCUAAUAGAUUUAAGUCUAGGACAAGUAACAUCUUACCAGUAAUGGCAGUAUCUGGUGGAGGCACUAAUGGAGAACCAGCUGUUGCUUUAGUGAGUCCUGCUGGUUCAAGUGCUCCACCACAACCAGCCACAGAACCUGAUACUAGUACAGCUAAUACCAAACCACAUUCUUUAGAGAAUGUUACAAUUUAUGUAAAUCAUAAUUGCACAUGUGGCCCCUAUUUUGAUCCUCGUAAAGUAAAGGCAAUGCCAGCACAAUUUGGUACUGGCCCUAUACUAAAUGUCACAAGAGAUAUAUUUCAAGCCUUCUUGAUGGCAGCAAUGAGUCCAAGACAGAUGUUGAGUCUGUUAAAACGUGGCGAAGGAGAAACUAUAAGCUUAAUUUUAGAGAGUAAACCUACUUCUGUUAGGUUACCUAUAUUUAUGGAAGAAGAAGAUUUUUAUAUAUACAUUAGGCGACAACUUGAGGAUCUUUGUGCAUGUGAACAUAUGUUAUUUAGAAGGAAAGAACCCUGCAACAAAUGUCCAAAUACUCAACAACCACAAUCCACCAAUAGUGAAGAAGCAGUUAAUACUGCUACAGCUACAACUAAUAGUACUACUGUAGCAGAAAAACGAAGGUGGUCCCCAAGUCAGCAAAACCUGUCGUCGACUAUCCCACAGCAGCAGACACAACAAAAUUCUGUACAAAGUAUAAACAAUUCAUCAUUAUCCUCACCAACAGCUGCAAAACAACCACGAAAAUCUGUUCCAGAGCUUGAAGCUGCAACAUCCACUACCCAAUCUGAAACUUCCACAAAUCGCACACCUUCUAUUGAACCAGCAGAAUGGACUAUUGAAGAUGUAAUACAUUAUAUUGGUGUUACUGAUCCUGCAUUAGGACAGCAUGCAGAUUUAUUCAGGAAACAUGAAAUUGAUGGGAAAGCUUUGUUACUUUUAAAUUCUGAUAUGAUGAUGAAAUAUAUGGGAUUAAAACUUGGACCAGCACUUAAAAUAUGCAAUUUGGUAAAUCGUAUUAAAGGUAGAAGGCAUAUACUUCUAUGACUUUAUCAAACAUCAAACUAUGUACAGUGAGUUAAAUUGACGUAUUACUUAAACUAGCUGGUCAAGUUUGUUUUCAUCAUUGAGAACAAAAUAAUAUAUAUAAGUUGUUAAAAUAAUGUGAAUAUAUUGAGUAUAAUUUUUCAAUACCUAUUCAUUCAUUGAUUAACAUAGAUUUUAAAUAAAAAAGAAUCAAAGUUUAAUUUUAUUUUAGUAUUUAAAUAUUUUUCUUGCUUUAAAAAUAUGUAAAGUUAUAUUAAUUAUAUGAAUGUAAAAUCUUUUUGAUAAUGAACAAAGUUAAAAAUGUCUAUAGAAGAAUUCUAGAAUCUAAUUAGACUAGUUGAUUCAACUCCAAAUGCUGAAUAAUCAGGUUAAAUAAGAAAAUUAUUUCCUGCAAUAUGUUUGCCUUUUUCAAACUUUAUUGCAAUUUUUAUAUGUUCUCUUGGAAAGACAACUUUUACUAAGUUAUUUUAAUUUCUUAAGUAAGAACACUCUUUGUGGCAUAAAAACAGUGUGAAGUAUAUUUAGUACAAUGAUUUUUUUUGCAUUUCUUUUUGGAUAUAAAUUGAGUUUGUUACAUUAUAUAAAUAUUAGCAUAAUUAUAUGUAAUUAUCUAUGAAAUAUUUCUUAUUUGUUAAUGUGAAAGUAAACUUUCGUGCAUUUUUGUUAAAAAAGAACAUAAGUCGUAAGAAACGCAUGUACAAAGUGUAAUUAUUUUUUGUUUCAUAACACGUAUUUAAGAAUGAUUAUAUGUAAUUACUUCUUAUAUGUAGUUACUAUCUGUUUUAUGAUGUACUGUUAAAACAAAUAAUAAGGUAUCAUUUUAUACAUGGAAGGGCAAUAUGUUCUACUUUAUAUCUUCUAUAUAAGGUAAAAAAUUUUAACAGACUAUCGUUUAUGUUAAAACGUAAUCACAUUUUCUUACAUAUUUUAGACACUUUGUUGUUAUUUCUUUUUUUUUAUAGAAAUAAUAUAUAUGUAAUAAAACACAUUUUUAACAAAUCUAAUUUUGGAUAUAUAAUUCAAAUAAAGUUGAAUUGCCAUGUCAUAUGUGUUUUAGAGAGAACAUACGCUUUUGUACUUUAAAUAUAUGCGUAAAUGUUUAUAUUUUUUAUAAUAACAAUACUUCUACUUUCAUGUAAAAAAGGAUUUCUAGAUGUUAUCUAUCCAUAAUAUAUUUAUUAAUGUAAUUUCAUAAAAAUACUUUCUAAAAGUGUGAACAGCGUAUAAUUCAUAAGCAGGGGCAUUAUAAGGUAAUUUAUGUAAUUUUUUUUACAGUUUUUUUUGCAGAUACAGUAUUAUAUAUUUGCUUAUUUUCAUUUAUGAUAUUUUAAAAAAUUCUUUUAGUAAUUUGUUAAAGUAUGUUUAUUGCAUAGUGUUAACCCUUGGCGGACGAGAGUCGGCAAAUAGCCGCCUAAAUCUUUUCACAGUUCCGGACACUUAUUUUGAAGUGGCUGGCAUACGUCUAUUUUUCUGAGCGAUAAUCUAAUGCGUAUUUAUGUAUGGAUAUAAUAAACUAAACAGUAUUAUGUUUUUGAUGAAAGAA